Thermochaetoides thermophila DSM 1495 is the source of this 912-nucleotide messenger RNA. RefSeq lists its product as uncharacterized. The record is from RefSeq and is a predicted model, not a curated record. The transcript has 3 exons. Gene Ontology annotation, cellular component: ribosome; mitochondrion. Bases 1 to 912 code for a protein of 303 amino acids. Gene Ontology annotation, biological process: translation. Gene Ontology annotation, molecular function: structural constituent of ribosome. NCBI's taxonomy places the organism in Eukaryota, Fungi, Ascomycota, Sordariomycetes, Sordariales, Chaetomiaceae.
AUGGCAGGAUCCUUUAUGAACAGAUCGCCAACGUGCCUGGCGUGUCUGCGGAGGUUGGCACAACCCUUUGGGGGCGUCAAUGGCAGCUCUAGUACCAGCACCGGACAAGCCUCCUUGGUCCAGAUCCGCGCGAAAUCGAAUCGUUUGCGACCUCGCGAUCAGGGAGUCGUUGUGCGCUUGCUCCAAGACAUCCCUAAGUAUGGCCGCAAAGACUCUAUCUUCCGCGUUGAACGAGGUCGCAUGCGCAACGAAUGGUAUCCGAAGAAGAUGGCCGAGUAUAUGACAGCGGAGCGCUUCAAGGAGCUUGGUCUGACACGAGAUAAUAUUGGAGAAAGAGAUCCCACAUUCGGCACCCUUGAAACCGACGUGGCAUCGACCGCGCCGGAGGCAAAGCAAGAGGGCAAGCCCUCAACGCAGUUCAUCACCUCGCUGGAUCCGGCUGUGGCUCACCGCUUCCUGACCACAUUGGUUCCUGAUACUCUCACUUUUUACCGCAAACCAACCCCGACGACUCCGUCAUCGCCGUCUCCCGUUUCUCCCCUCAUCGCGUACUCCAUUCCCUCCCAGACCACUAAUCAGCAUGGGCAAGAAUCAUCUAUUUUUGGUUCCGUGUCUAUCAAUGAUGUUAUCUCUAAAAUCAAAGAACUUUUGGCUGGGCAUUCGGAGGCAAGCCGCGUUGCUCUAGAGCCCGAGAACGUCAGAUUUGUGGACCUGGAAGACGGUACCGACAGAAUCAAAUCGUUAGGCCGCUGGCAGGUCACAAUCUCGGUCGGAGACGAGAUGGAACCCAUCCGCAAAGUUGUCGAAGUGCUUCCUGAGGCUGCUGCUGCGACGGGAAUUGAUGCUGGAGAUCAGCAUGCAGAGAAGGGAAUGCUCUCUGCCUAUUCAUCUGGACAAACAGGAAACAUCUAG